ACGGGAAUUUCAUCGACUCUUUCGACUCUCUCUGCGUUAUCUUUCUCGAUUUUUCUCUCGCUCUGUUGCUGAGAACUUCGGAAGAAAAGGGAUGCAGAUCUUCGUCAAAACCCUAACUGGCAAGACGAUCACGCUCGAGGUCGAGAGCAGUGAUACCAUCGAUAAUGUCAAAGCCAAGAUCCAGGACAAAGAAGGUAUCCCACCUGACCAGCAAAGGUUAAUUUUUGCUGGUAAGCAAUUGGAUGAUGGUCGAACACUUGCAGAUUAUAACAUCCAAAAGGAGUCAACCCUUCACCUGGUCUUGAGGCUCAGGGGAGGUACUAUGAUUAAGGUCAAGACUUUGACAGGGAAGGAAAUUGAGAUUGACAUUGAGCCAACUGACACAAUUGAUCGUAUCAAGGAGCGGGUUGAGGAGAAAGAAGGGAUUCCUCCUGUACAGCAAAGGCUCAUUUAUGCCGGCAAACAGCUUGGAGAUGACAAAACGGCCAAAGACUACAACAUUGAGGGUGGUUCUGUUCUCCAUCUAGUGCUCGCCCUGAGGGGUGGUUAUCUGUAAAAGCAUCUAUCACCUUCUGAAAUUCUGAAUUUUAAAGUUUUUAUCUUUGUUGGUGCUUGAUGAAUGCAUGAGCGGCAUCUUGCUUGUGUGGAUAGAAUGGAAAAUAUUUGAGCCCAGAAGUACUUCAGCAAUUACUCUGUAAUAGGAGAUUUCUCCUGUGUAUUUCCAUAUCUUUCCAAGUUCUCAACAUUUAACCAUUUGAUCUGCGUGGAAGAAGAAGUAUGUAAAAUUUAGUCCCAAAGUUUAUCAAUUUUUAUUGGGGAAUGGAGCUUAAUUAUCCGUUUGGCUAUACUUUA
Momordica charantia (bitter melon) is the source of this 852-nucleotide messenger RNA. RefSeq names its product ubiquitin-NEDD8-like protein RUB1. The record is from RefSeq and is a predicted model, not a curated record. Lineage: Eukaryota; Viridiplantae; Streptophyta; Magnoliopsida; Cucurbitales; Cucurbitaceae. Gene Ontology annotation, molecular function: protein binding.